AACUUCGAAAUCCGCAUGCGAGAAGGCAUCUGUAAACUACUUGCAGUGAGCACGCAAAAAGACCAACUCUUGCAAGCGGUUAAAAACCUGAUGGUUUGCAAUGCUCGUAUACUUGCGUACAGGACAGAGCUACAGAACCAAAAAGAAGAGCUGAUCUCCUGCAGAACUGAAGAACGGUCUCCAGAAAAUGGGACAAAAGCCCGGGUGGCAUGCAGAGCGAAGGUUGCUAUAUCAGAUAUUCGAAUACCAUUAAUGUGGAAAGGCUCUGAUCACUUCAGCAAUAAAGAAAAAUCACAGCGCUAUGCAGUUUUUUGUUUGUUCAGAAUGGGAGCUGAGGUUUUUGAUACAGAGGUGGCUAUUGUGGAUAAAGCAAUAACAGAUAUCUGUUUUGAAAAUGUAACCAUAUUUGAUGAAGCAAGACCAGAUUUCCAGGUGAAGGUUGAAGUGUAUAGUUGCUGUACAGAGGAGUCUUUAUAUGUAACAAACACUCCUAAGAAACUAGCAAAGAAGCUUAAAACGUCCCUCAGCAAAGCUACAGGGAAGAAACUCAAAGCUGCACUGGAAGAAGACAGCACUGAAUCCCUUUUGCCUGCUGACCUGGUCAUCCAUGGAGCAAAGUACAGUUUGCUAGCAUAUACCACUUUGGGGCUGGAGAGUGCUGAGGACAAUUUCAGGACCCACAACCUUACCAUUACAGGAAAUGAGGAAUCCUCUUUUUGGCUCCCCCUGUAUGGAAACAUGUGUUGCCGUUUAGUUGCUCAGCCAUCCUGCAUGGCUAGGGAUAUGAUGGCAGGAUUUCUUAAUCAGCAGCAAAUGAUAGGAAGUCUAACUAGCUGGAGGAGGCUGUAUUGCAUACUAAGAGGUGGCAAGCUCUUUUGUUAUUACUCGCCAGAAGAAAUUGAGGCUAAACUGGAGCCAGCAUUGACAGUUUCCAUCCACAAGGAAACCAGAAUUCGAGCUGUGGAUAAGGACUCCAAGAGAAGAACUAAUAACUUCUCUGUUAUCAACCCCGUGUCUGGAGAGGCUGUGACGCAACUUUUUGCUACUGACAGUAGGGACGAACUUCAUAAGUGGAUGGAGGCUUUCUGGCAGCACUUUUAUGAUCUGAGCCAGUGGAAACAUUGUUGUGAAGAACUUAUGAAAAUUGAGAUUAUGUCACCACGGAAACCACCUUUGUUCUUGACAAAAGAAGCGACCUCCGUCUACCAUGAUAUGAGCAUUGAUUCUCCAGUGAGACAUGAGGGCUUAGCUGAUAUCAUACAAAGAAAAAUCGAAGAGAGUGAUGGUGAGUUCCUGCUUGGCCAGCAAAAAGAGUCUGCGUCUUCCCUAUGGGCUUCACUCUUUGAUGGAUCUCAUGAGAUGGUUGUUCAGAAAAACAUGCAUCUGGGCCCAAAAAGAGAUACUACACGUCCUAAUGAUAGCAGAGGAAAGAAAAGAAGAGCUCCACCUCCACCCUCUGAUAAGUCACCAUACAGUGCAAAAGCACAGGUGAACACAGAGCAAUUGGGCAAGGAAAACUGGGAGAAGUGUGACCACACAUCUGCUAGUAGUUCUUCCUUUGAUUCAAAGUUAUCUAUGAAAAUGCAGCAGUUGCAGACACCCAUUGCUGCUCCUCGCAAAAUUGGUCCUUGUAGAAAAAGCAGUUUAGCUGGCCAUGGGAAUCCCAUUUCAUUGGUUAACAAGACCGAGUCUGAAACCAAACCGGUACCAACCCCUAGACAGAAAUGCAUCACAGAAAUGCUAGACCCUAGAUCAUGCAGCCACAGACAUCAUGAUUAGCUUAGAA
Gymnogyps californianus (California condor) is the source of this 1786-nucleotide messenger RNA. It is a transcript of the gene RTKN2, whose product is annotated as rhotekin 2. Bases 16 to 1779 code for a protein of 587 amino acids. The transcript is spliced from 11 exons. The record is from RefSeq and is a predicted model, not a curated record. NCBI's taxonomy places the organism in Eukaryota, Metazoa, Chordata, Aves, Accipitriformes, Cathartidae. Gene Ontology annotation, biological process: hemopoiesis; signal transduction; positive regulation of cell population proliferation.